AUGGCAACAGAGCAAGCGAUUGGAAAAGUUACAUUCAAAAUCACACUGACAAGCGACCCAAAGCUACCAUUUAAGGUACUUAGCGUGCCAGAAUCAACACCUUUCACUGCAGUUUUGAAAUUUGCUGCAGAAGAAUUCAAAGUACCAGCUGCAACAAGUGCUAUCAUAACGAAUGAUGGAGUGGGUGUAAAUCCAGCACAGUCUGCUGGCAAUAUAUUUUUGAAACACGGAAGUGAACUAAGGUUAAUACCAAGAGAUCGGGUAGGAGUUACAUCUGAAAUAGUUGAAGUAUGUUUCGUUGAUAAUGUUAUUUUGGUUUUAUGGAUAAUUUUGUUACUCUGGUAUUCUAAAGUGGACCACAUUAUUUAA
Molecule: messenger RNA, 369 nt
Organism: Acanthocheilonema viteae
Lineage: Eukaryota; Metazoa; Nematoda; Chromadorea; Rhabditida; Onchocercidae
Source: the annotation of a GenBank genome assembly